AUGACCUUCAUAGCCGUGCAAGCCAACUGCCUAGCAGCCACCGACGUGCUGCCCUACCCCAUGGACCCCCAGCGCGUGAAGGAGGUCUGUGCGUCCUUCUGCGGCCUCUCCCCCACGACGCCUUCGUGCGCAGGGCAUAGCACAUGCUUCUUCUCCGGGCCCAACAGGAACCCCACAUGUGCCUGCCUCACCGGGUAUGCCGACGGGGAGCUCCCUGGGACGUGCGUUGCAGUUGUUGCUGCUGGCGGGGCUCCUGCAGCAGACCUGUCCUUUCUCACCUCUCUGAGUGUCUCUUUCGAUGAUGGCGGCGGUGCAGCGAUGGCAGUAAGCGGAGCAGCAACCGUAGAGACGGACAGCAGUGUUGUGCUGACGAGCAACCAGCAGGCAGCGUGGGGAGCGGCGUUCCUGGUGUCGCGCGUGCGCCUCUUCUCCUACGCCGUCAAGAACCACUCGCGCGGCCGCGAGAUCGCCUUCAAGCUCUCCUUCUCCUUCUCCAUCGCCCCGGCCACCGACAGCAGCGGCGUCGGGAAGGGUGGCCUCGCGUUUGUGAUCACAGCAACGGAGGUCGUUUUUGGUGGCGAUGGAAGCACGUUGGGGUAUGUAGGCAUGGAUGAGCGGAGUCUUGCGGUGGAGUUUGAUACGUUCCAAGAUGCGAGCGGUGGAGACCCAAGCAACAGCCACGUGGGCAUCAACGUUGGGAAAGGCGGGCUGCUGUCGGUGUAUGUGGGCACUGCGGCCACUCGCCCCGCCAAGCCCGCUCUCACUCGAAGCGUGUCGCUGUGUGAUGUACUGAAGCCCACGUUUGAGGAGGCCACGUUUAUGGUUGGCUUCACUGCAGCCUCGUCUGACCCCCCCCAGCAGCACACGGUGCUGCAGUGGUCGCUGGAUACAGGUACUUACAGGCUCUAG
Closterium sp. NIES-65 is the source of this 909-nucleotide messenger RNA. Lineage: Eukaryota; Viridiplantae; Streptophyta; Zygnematophyceae; Desmidiales; Closteriaceae. The record is from the annotation of a GenBank genome assembly.